Messenger RNA from Trichosporon asahii var. asahii CBS 2479, 369 nucleotides. RefSeq lists its product as uncharacterized. Bases 1 to 369 code for a protein of 122 amino acids. The transcript is spliced from 3 exons. The record is from RefSeq and is a predicted model, not a curated record. Gene Ontology annotation, molecular function: RNA binding. Lineage: Eukaryota; Fungi; Basidiomycota; Tremellomycetes; Trichosporonales; Trichosporonaceae. Gene Ontology annotation, cellular component: spliceosomal complex. Gene Ontology annotation, biological process: positive regulation of mRNA splicing, via spliceosome.
AUGUCGCAGGCGCCCAAGGACCCGGUGACGGCGCGCAUUCUCUUGCCUUCGGCUGACCUCAGGAACUUCAACAUCUCCGGUUCAGACCUGUACGAUCUGUUCGGCAAGUACGGUCCCAUCCGGCAGGUGCGAUUGGGAACGAGUACCGAGCUCAAGACGAAAGGAACCGCGUAUGUUGUGUUUGAGUCGCCUGAUGAUGCGAAGGAGGCCAUCAAUGCUCUGAACGGUUUCCACCUGAUGGAACGGUAUAUCGUAGUUCUCUACCACCAGCCAGUCAAGCAGCAAGCGAGCCAGCUUGCCAAGGCGGAGAUUCGCGCAAGGGAGCAGGAACUCGAGAUGGAGAAGAGGAGACUCGGCAUGACGGAUUAG